Messenger RNA from Eutrema salsugineum, 1197 nucleotides. RefSeq lists its product as uncharacterized. The coding region runs from base 1 to 1197 and encodes 398 amino acids. The record is from RefSeq and is a predicted model, not a curated record. The transcript is spliced from 2 exons. NCBI's taxonomy places the organism in Eukaryota, Viridiplantae, Streptophyta, Magnoliopsida, Brassicales, Brassicaceae.
AUGGACCACAUCGAGAAUUUUGAGGAGAUUUGCAGCACGACUGGAUCAAAUGGGAUACCAGCCGAUUUUUUGAAGUGCAAGCUUUUUCCAUUCUCACUUGCAGACAAAGCUUUGCGCUGGCUGAAGUCAUUACCACCUGGGUCAUUGACUACAUGGGAAGAGUGCAGAUCAGCAUUUUUGGACCAUUUCUACACUAAGGCCAAAACUGCAGCUCUGAAGAACAAGAUCUUGUCAUUUAAACAGCAACCUGGUGAAGCUUUUUGCGAAGCUUGGGAAAGGAAUGCUUUGAAUGCAGCUAGCAAUGGCGAUUUCAUGACUAAGUCCAAAAAAGCUGCUUAUGAGCUGAUUGAGAACUUAGCUGCAAGCUCCAGCAACAAAUCCCAAGAGUAUGACAGGUCUAGCAAAGCAGUUCAUAGUGUGGAGUUGAGCAAGAUCGAUGAGCUUACAGCAAAGGUGAAUCUGCUGUUGAGAAAGAACCAGAGAUCUGUGCAUUUUGCUGAUGAGGUUGGUGAUGCACCUCUUGCUCAAGAGUUUGUAGAUGCAGAGAAUAAUGAUCAGAUGGAGGUAAAUUUCGUGAAUGGACAAGGGUAUGUGCAGAAUCGCAGCUUCAACAACUUCAGAAACCACCCAAAUUUAUCCUACAGAAGAAACAAUGUUGAGAACCCUCAGGAUCAGGUCUAUCCGCAGCAAGGAGUGCAGAAUCAGUCAGGAUUUCAGAAGAACUUCUCCAGCAAUUUCCAAGGAAAGCAGUUCAUCACCAAUCAGAAUCGAUUUCAAGAUGGAAAUCAGCAGAAGUUGCCUUUCACAAGUCUACAGCCUUCUUCGAGUUCCUCAAAUAACUCGCAGGAUGAGCUGAAAAACUUGAUGCAACAGCUGCUGGUUAAUCAGCAAAAGUCUUCCAUGGAGAUGAAUGCCAAAAUGGACACCAUGUACAAUGACUUGAAUGGCAAGUAUAAAGCAGUGUGGACUCAUGUGAAGAAGCUGGAUGUUCAGGUAGCUCAGACUGCAGAAGCUGUGAAGAGAUCACCUGGAACUCUCCCUGGAAAAGGUGAAAACCCCAGGAAUGAGUUUGUGAAUGCUAUUGAGCUGAGAAGUGGGAAGACUCUACAUGUUGCACCAACAAGCUCUGUCUCAGAAAAGAGGAAGGAAAAGGACGUGGAGCACCUGCUCCAAGAAGAGGAACAGCUCAUGACAUAA